Molecule: messenger RNA, 357 nt
Organism: Rhagoletis zephyria (snowberry fruit fly)
Lineage: Eukaryota; Metazoa; Arthropoda; Insecta; Diptera; Tephritidae
Source: RefSeq, a predicted model, not a curated record
AUGGCUAGUCAAACUCAAGGCAUCCAGCAGCUACUCAUCGCCGAGAAGAAGGCAGCUGAAAAGGUCCAAGAGGCCCGCAAGAAGAAGGCCCGCCGAUUGAAGCAGGCCAAGGAUGAGGCCACCAGUGAGAUUGAGCGCUUCCGAGCCGAUCGCGAGCGCAACUUUCGGGAGUACGAGACUAAGCACAUGGGCUCAAUGGAUACCAUCAAAGAUUCCAUCGAGCGUGAAACCCAGGGCAAGCUAGAGUUGAUGAACAAAUCGGUUGUCACGUCGAAAGACAUUGUCAUCAAAGACCUCCUGAGCAGAGUCGUCUGCGAAGUGCAACCAAAGCUGCACACAAACUUGCGCCUCGCUUAA